AUGAAAGUGGUAUGGAGGAAGAACGGUCAACCAAUCAUUGCCUCACAACUCGUCCAAACUCAUCACGAACUCGGCUGGGCUACGCUCGAUAUCCCAAUGGCUAACGAAGAUCAUAACGGCAUUUACACUGUAACAAUUACCAACAGCGAAGGAGAGGCAGUAUCGACAGCACCAGUGAAGGUCACCAACUUGGCUCCAGUACUUGGCGAUACCAGACAUGAGGAAUCGUGGCGACGUAUCCAGAUCCUCGAAGCGCCACGAGAACCCGAGCCUGAAGCUCCAGCUCGCGUAUACGACCCUCCAUUCAUUACCACUCAACUCGAGGACAAGGAAUGCAACGAAGGCGAUCGUGUCCACUUCGAAGCCGUCUACGGCCCAGUCGAUGAUCCAAACCUACAAGUACAGUGGGUACGAAACGGCCAGCCACUCGCACACGGUUCCAAGUACGCGAUCAGCAAGGACUUCGGUAUCAGCACACUCGAUAUUGCUUACGCCUUCCCUGAAGACCAGGGUGUCUACCAAGUCCGUGUCUUGAGUCCAACUGGAGAAGCUGUGUCGUCAGCCACUCUGAAGUGUCACGGCAAGGACGCGAUUCUCGGUGACACACAACAUGCCGAAUCCUGGGCGCGUAUCCAAGAAAUCGAAGCUCCCAAGCCAAAGAUGGAAGAAGUUGAACCAGCACCGAAACCAGCACCGAAAUUCAUCAAGCCGAUCACAUCGCCAGGAGACCUUAUCGAAGGACAACCGGCUCAUUUCGAAGCCACCGUGGAACCUGUGGACGAUGCAAAUAUGCAGAUUACUUGGCUAUUGAACGGAGUACCUAUGCCGAACUCGUCCCGAGUGAAGACGAUCAACGAUUUCGGUUGGGUAAUAAUGGAUAUCAACCAAGUGGAACCACGAGACACUGGCGAAUGGACAUGUGUGGCGUCGAAUCCUGCCGGAGAAGCUCGAUGCAGUGCUCCGCUCAAUGUCACCAGCAGGGAAAAUAUCGUUCUCGACUCGUUGAAUCCGCAAUCACUUGACCGUAUCCGCGAGAUCGAAGCCGACAAACCAGCUGCACCCGAAGCACCUGCUCCAGUCUACCCAGCACCGAAAUUCACUGCUCCUCUUACAGUACAGGGAGCGCUCGAAGAGGCUGGCAGUGCUCAUCUUCAGGCUCAAUUCACACCAAUCGACGACCCGAACUUGAAAGGUCGAAUGGCUUCGCGACGGACCAUCCCAUCUUCCACUCCAACCGCUACCGUAUGGUGCACGAUUUCGGUUUUGCCGUUUUGGACAUUAUUCACACUUCUCGCUCACGAUACUGGAGAGUACACUUGCAGAAUUGUAAAUGAAGCCGGUGAAGACACCACAUCUGCACCGAUCAAGGUCGCGCCAAGCAGCGGUCUCAUCCUUCAUCCUCAGAACGAACAGAAGGCAAAGGCCGUCUCAGACCUUGAAGAAGUCCUGCACCGUAAACCAGAAGAAGCUGUUGUGGAAGUCAAGGAAGCAAUGCCGGUAUUCAUCGAACCGCUCUCAGCUCCAGUUGAGUGCGAUGAAGGUGAUCGAGCUCACUUCACGGCGAGAUACGAGCCGCUCAAUGACAAUAAACUACAGGUACAAUGGUUCCAUGACGGUCGUCCACUGAAGACUGGCUCUCGAGUGAAGACCAUCAACGAUUUCGGCUUUGUGGUCCUCGAGAUCAGCCCCGUCUAUCCAGAAGACAGUGGCGAAUAUUCAUGCCGCGCCAUGAACCUGGUGGGCGAAGCUGUGACCAGCACUCGACUCACGUGCAAUCCCAUAGAAAGAAUUAUACGCGAAUCACAACUGCCAGGCAAAAUGGCAGAAGGAGCUCAAGCAAGAAUUGGUGAGAUCGAGGCACCACGGCCAGCUCCUGAAGAGAGACCUGAUGUCGACUACGGACCACCUAAAUUCACCACACCGCUCGCCCAUUCUCCACCUGAACUUCUCGAAGGUCAAAUGGCUCAUCUCGAGGCGCAAGUCACUCCAGUUUUGGAUCCAACGUUGAAGAUCGAAUGGUUCCACGACGGCAAACCAAUGACUCAUUCAAACAGAAUGAAGCCAACCGAUUCCGUCAAGAAUUCGAAUUCGGCAGCGUACUGCUCACCAUCGUUCACGUUCUACCACACGAUUCUGGAGUUUUCACCUGCCGUGCCUACAGUCCACAAGGAGAGGCUACCACCAGCACCACUCUCAAAGUACCAGGCACCACUGCAGAACAUUGGUGUGGCUGAAGGAGAAUUCUGCCGAUUUGAGACUCAACUUGCUCCGAUUAAUGAUCCAUACAUGAAGAUUGAGUGGUUCAAGGACAAGAAACCUGUACUACUUGGCCAUCGCUUCCGAUCAACGAUAGACUUCGGAUUUGUCUGCCUCGACCUGCUUUAUGCGCUUCCUGACGAUACUGGCGAGUACACCUGCGUUGCUACAAACAAAUACGGACAAGCAGUGCUGACCGCGAAACUGGCCUGCCAAGGCGGUUCACAUGUAAUUACCGAGAGCCAGAUGCCACAGGGAAUGUUGGUGCACAAUGUGAAGAAGGAUAACAAGAAAAUCCACUGGACCGAGCAGGGACAAACACAAGUCCGAACGAAGCAAGCACCACAGUUCACCAUCAAGCCACGCAACACGCAGGUGGUGGAGAAUCAGCCUGCUCGAUUCGAAUGUGCUCUUGUGGGUAACCCGAAACCAAAGGUCACAUGGUACAUCAACGGAAACCAAGCUCUUCAUGGCCACCGCUACAAGUUGAACUACGACGGUCUGCAUUAUUUGACGAUCAGCAACUGCCGUAUUUCCGACGCUGGCGAGGUGUUGGUGAUUGCGAGAAACAGCGAGGGUGAAGUGCAGGCCACAUGCACCCUGGACAUCUUCCAGAAGAAGGACUUCCGUCAGCAACAGCUCAAACCGGCUCAGUUGAAAACACACGAAGAGCUACAGCAGCGCCAGAUCCAAUGGCAGAAGGAGACUCUUGGCAAACUGGGAGAAGCGUUCGAAGCAGCACCAAAACCGGACGCGCUCAAACUUAUGGAAGUGGAAAGGACCCGCCCACCAUUCGAACCCCUCGAGACAAAAGAGCUUGUGGACAAGUUCACGCGACCUCGCGACGACCAAUUCUACAGCCAGCUCUCUUACGUCAGUACUUGCGCUGUUAUGGUACCGUAUUACAGGCCAUAUUACCGUACUACUCUUCAGGUGGAAGCCCAGAAGCCACCGUUCAAGGGUAUGGAGUUGGAGCCAGUUCAGCUCAAGCCCGGCCAUGUCGAGCGAUAUCAACCACCACGGGAAGAAAUGGAAUCUGUCGAUCUACGUCCAAUACCUUCAAUGGAGAAACCUGCCCCUCAACCCGAACAACCAGAUUGGGCUCUAGAGGGUGGAGUCAAACUGCCCGGAAACGUUGAAGGAAGGUUCAAGAAAUUGGCUACGCCACCGCCAGAAGUGGAAGUGCCUGCUCGAGACCAAGUCUCACUGAAAGUCGCCAAGCCCAAGCCAGCUUCUGAGGUAGAAACUGGCGAACAUGUGCGAAUCGCUGAAGAAAAGGCGAAGUUGAAAGCAGUACAACAAGGUCCUGAACAACCCAAGGAAGAGAUCAUUCCGCACAAGCAACAAGUCGAGCUCAAGACUAAAUUCCAACCGAUCAUCGCGAAACCGGGAGAGAGCGUGAAGAUCGACAGCAAACCGCUCAAAGAGAUUCCACCAGUAGACAAGCCGUUGAUCGAAAUGCCGACAAUGAUCAGCAACAAGCACGAACAUCAUCAUGUGAUGUAUCAAGCAUAUCGGGAAUCGCGUACUGCCGUCGACGGUAUCGCUAUGGAACACCUGUCCGUCGACAUGGACGAACACACUGUUCAACGUACCGUAUACCAAUUCUCGCCGAGACCACGUGAACGCAUCGUCAGUUUCCAUAUGGUCCGGCCUCAACCAACGAAGAUCGGUGUCUCCAAACAGGCUCCUCCAACUGUUUCACAGCAAUUGAAACCUAUUCAAGGAGAACCCGGAAAAGCUGCCAAGUUCUACGUUGCCUUCGAUGGUGCCCUACCAAUAAAGGUUACGUGGUUCAAAGAUGGAAAAGAGAUCAAGAGCAGCUUCCGAAACCAGAUCACCACCACCAACAACGGUUCCACCUUGCAUAUCGGACGAUUGGAGAACAACCAUGUCGGCGAGUACAUGGCUCGAUUGGAGAACGUCGCUGGAACGAUCGAAACCACGGCUAACUUGACCCUCACAGCUCCAGUGCAGAAGGGUAAGGCACCGGAUUUCGCCACCAAGCUCAACGACCUUCGUAUCGUCCAAAAUGCUCCCGCUGUAUUCACGUGCAGUAUCACCGGUGAACCCAAGCCGAUCGUGAACUGGUUCAAGGACGGACAACAACUGCCAAAUACCGGACGAUUCCAAGCCACUGAAACCGACGGACAGUACAGACUCUCCAUUUCGAACAUUCUGCCGCAGGAUGUGGGAAUCUAUGAAUGCGUCGCAAAGAAUGCUGCUGGAGAAGCGAGAUGCAAAGCUCGACUGAACGUGAAUCUGACCCAGACCGGUAAAGGAUCGGAAGAAGGACCACGAUACGAGGCACCCCGAUUUACUACUCAAAUUCAACCUAUAAUUGUCGACGAGGGCAAAUCUGCCACUUUCACAGCCAAGUUCACCGGAUUCCCAGCGCCAACUAUUCGAUGGUACCGUAACAACGAACCAAUUAAGCGAUCAGCUGGUCACGAGAUUUCCCAGACGAAGGAUGAAGCGAAGCUGACCAUCACGUCCUGUCAGCAGGAAGACGUCGCUGAGUACAAGGUCGAGGCCAGCAACCCCGCUGGUAAAGCAUCAUCGGUGGCAAAUCUCGUCCUCACUCCAAAAGUUGGCCGCAUCGCGAAGACAACCAUAACAAGGGGUGGAAUGGUAGCUUACGACGACAAGCCUGCUUCGGACGCCCCACACUUCGUGUCGCGAUUCAGUGACAUUACUGCCCGUCAAGGUCACACCGUCAAAUUCGCCUGCGACAUAGAUGGUAAUCCCAUGCCCACGGCCGAAUGGCUGUACAAUGGAAAACCUCUGGCAGCAUCAAAAGAUAUCAAGAUGACACUCGAAGGGAAACGAGCGGUACUGGAGAUCGCCCGAGUAACGCACAAUCACGCCGGCGAUUACCAGAUCGUGAUUCGAAAUCCAAAAGGAGCCGCCCAGUGUAAAGCUCGUCUUAUCCUCAGUGAGUUCUCUUCAAAUUUCAUAUUUGAUAAACGAUGA
This is a messenger RNA of Cooperia oncophora, 5229 nucleotides long. The record is from the annotation of a GenBank genome assembly. Lineage: Eukaryota; Metazoa; Nematoda; Chromadorea; Rhabditida; Trichostrongylidae.